AAUGUUGACAGUUGCAUUGUGGGAGACGGGUGAUUGACACCGCCGCCAUUUUGCUCCCGCUCCGCUUCCAUUGUGUGAGAUAGUAAAUAUUCGACUCUGCCAGACAAGCACAACACUCUCGUACCGUAGCGAAGAAGCAGCGUUAAAUUCACCGCCGGUAAUUUUUUGACAUAAUGGCUCGUACCAAACAAACCGCUCGUAAAUCCACUGGAGGAAAAGCUCCUCGUAAGCAGCUCGCCACCAAGGCUGCCCGAAAGAGCGCCCCCUCCACCGGCGGAGUGAAGAAGCCCCAUCGUUACAGGCCCGGCACAGUGGCUCUGAGAGAGAUCCGUCGGUACCAGAAGUCCACUGAGCUGCUGAUUCGUAAGCUGCCGUUCCAGCGCCUGGUGAGGGAGAUUGCUCAGGACUUCAAGACUGACCUGCGUUUCCAGAGCGCUGCCAUCGGCGCCCUGCAGGAGGCCAGCGAGGCGUACCUGGUGGGUCUGUUUGAGGACACUAACCUGUGUGCCAUCCAUGCCAAGCGCGUCACCAUCAUGCCCAAAGACAUCCAGCUGGCACGCCGCAUCCGUGGAGAGCGCGCUUAGUCAGCCUCACUAAUGUUCCUGUUUUUCUCUACCUGUCCCUGCCCUCCUUCCUUAAUUCCACCCUACCCACCUGCCUCCACCCAACCUCCCUCUCUCUACCCAGCCGGCCCAGCUUCUCAGUAGACUUUAGCGUAACCCUAAUAUGAAGAGAUAGAAAUAUGUUGAAGUCAUGUCUCUCAUAGUUGUUUUUUUUUGUUCUCACCAAAUGUUUUAGGGUACCUUUUUUGUGCAUGUAAAAGGUUUAGCAGAUCAGACUCACUGUGCACACAUGGUAAAUCAGGCAUCACAGGGUUUGGGUGGUACUACAAAACAUGAAUCCCACCCUUGAGCUCACCUGGAUUUUUCUACAGUGGUGGACAGGUAGGUGCAUUUUGUGUGGCACACAGGUAAAUCAGAGGGACUUGACCGAGGGGCUAGUCUGCUUAAGCGGAGCUGCAACUUCCACAGCAGGGUGCUAUUAAAACUAGUCCCCAGGCCCUUGUCCAUCUGAACACCCUCCUCCCCUCUCCACUCAGUCCGUCCCUCUCAACUCAGCUCACUGCACCUCCUUCACCUCAGUGAUCUGUAGUGGGAGGGGAUGCUGGUCUGUUGGUGCGUUUGUGUGGAUGUGUGAGCUCUGAUCUUCAAAGCCACUUGUGUGCAACAAACAAGAAUCUCUUGGUUGCUUGAGAAUAUUGAUUAUCGUUGUGGAUAUGGUGUCUAUUCUUUUUCUAUGCAUAUACAUCGAGGAUGAGCAUCUCUUCCUUUACCACUUCCAAAAUAAGAGAAAAUUAAUCGAUAUUGAUAUUGUCAGCAUGGUUGUCAUUUUUUUUUUUUUUUUAACAGUGAUCCGAUGUAUUGUAGAAAAUCCGGAAGGGCUUCUUUGUUUUCCAAGGCAACCUCUAGCCUAAGGGCAGCCACAAGGGGGCGAUGGUUUAACGUCUCCUCUUCCAAUCAAUUGUUCUCUGUAGAUCAGUUAUAGGCUUCUUUCUCUCCAUGUUUAUCAAAUAGAUGUUAGACUUGACAAAACACUAUGAAUAGAAUCAUGGUGAAAGCUACACUGCAUGUUUAGGGUCUGCGUCUCCUGCACUCUGUAGAUCUGAGCAUAUAUAAUCUGUUCUUUCUCAAAAUUUGUGAUACACAAUAUAACCUCAUAUAUGUUUUCUUUUAUAUUUUUCUUAUUCCUCAAGAUUUUCAGAAGUAUAAAUGAGCUGAUCUUUGUAUUUUCCAAGUUUCUCAUUUUAUGGUGGUAAUAAAUAGGUGUUAGAAUAAA
Messenger RNA from Pleuronectes platessa (European plaice), 1836 nucleotides. Its product is annotated as histone H3.3A. Lineage: Eukaryota; Metazoa; Chordata; Actinopteri; Pleuronectiformes; Pleuronectidae. Bases 174 to 584 code for a protein of 136 amino acids. The record is from RefSeq and is a predicted model, not a curated record. The transcript is spliced from 4 exons. Gene Ontology annotation, molecular function: protein heterodimerization activity; DNA binding; structural constituent of chromatin. Gene Ontology annotation, cellular component: nucleosome.